Messenger RNA from Meriones unguiculatus (Mongolian gerbil), 1239 nucleotides. It is a transcript of the gene Lrrc74b, whose product is annotated as leucine rich repeat containing 74B. Gene Ontology annotation, molecular function: protein binding. Lineage: Eukaryota; Metazoa; Chordata; Mammalia; Rodentia; Muridae. The transcript is spliced from 9 exons. The record is from RefSeq and is a predicted model, not a curated record.
AUGAAAGGUCCCUGCAAGGAGCCUCUGAAGAACAAAGAUCAAGAGGGUGAUGCAGCAGCCACUGGGCAUCAAACAGAGGCCCUGGAGCACAAGAAUUUCUGGACCACAGGUUCACAGUCUUCUCUGGAAACAGAAGUGGUGGCAGGGCAGCUGGAAUGGGACCACACCAUUCUGCUUGGAGAACUGGUUCUGGCUACCCACUAUCUGGAGUCAUGCCAAGCUUGUGGUGUUGUGCUGGCUUCUUGUCUUCUGUGCCAAGGUAAUGCCUCAGAAAUGAAUCUGGCACAGUGGCCUGGGACCCCAGUGCUGCUGCCCUCGGAUGUGGACCUGUCAGAGAAUCAGACUGGAGCUGCAGGGCUGCAGACUACAUGUACUGGCCUGGCCUUAAACCCAGCUGUGGAGACGUUGCAAUAGGAAGGGAAUGACCUGGAGGAACAGGCUGCCCAGCACCUUGCUGCUCUCCUGAUGCUUCACACAGGCCUGAAAUCCCUAGAUCUCAGCUACCAUCAGCUCAAUGAUCUGGCAGGGGGGAUUGACCAGGCUGUGGUUUGGAAAGGAAGCAGAGACAAUAUGCCUACGGGUCGCGGCAGAACGGAUGAAGAUUCUGUUCCAAGUCCUUUUGCAAAAAGGGCUGUGGCAGGUCUCAGUGGUCAGGCAAAUAUAUUCUUGAAAGUUCUAGACAUCUCUCAUAACAGCUUUGGAGACACUGAAGCUUCUACAAUAGAUGAGGUCCUCAACAUGUUGGAAGAACUAAAUAUGAGAAACAACCAAAUCUCCAUGGCAGGAGCCCUGAAGUUGGGACUGGGUCUGCAAGUCAACCAGACACUGCGGGUUCUUACUAUUUCCAAGAACUCCAUCCAAAGUGAAGGCUGUGUCUGUCUCCUUCAGUCUGUCCAGAACAACAGACUCUCUGCCCUGGAAUUACUGGGCUUGUCUUACCACACACCGCAUCCGGGCUGCUUCGUCCCACGGCGGGCGCUCGGCAGUUUUACCUUGGUUACGCAAACAAAGCAACGGAGCCACCGCACGGCUCCAGAAACCACAACUCGAGGCGAGGAGCUCGCCGCACUCCCAACAUCCGGUGGCCCGCCAGGCCCUCUUCCGGUCCCGCCCUUUGUGGGCAGUCGCCACCGGCUACGGAGUCUCUGUGCUACCAACCUCCGCGUUGACCCACCCAUCGCGAGACUUCGGCGGCGCAGCAAUGGCAAGACCGUGAGUACUGCUGACGGGAGGCUAUAG